Molecule: messenger RNA, 693 nt
Organism: Cryptomeria japonica (Japanese cedar)
Lineage: Eukaryota; Viridiplantae; Streptophyta; Pinopsida; Cupressales; Cupressaceae
Exons: 3
Coding region: 84-479 (131 amino acids)
Source: RefSeq, a predicted model, not a curated record
GGAGAAAUUUAAUCUCAAAGUUGUAUCAUGGAAAACACAAAAUUACAUGCACGGGGAAGCAAAAUUAUCGAUAGCAGGCCAGAAUGUCGGUCAUGGCGAUAAAUGCUAUUGCUCCUUUCGCUUCCAAUGUCAUUUUUGUUAGGUUUGAAGUUAAUAAUACGUCGAAAUCCCGGAAAGGAGCAUAUUUGCCGACCCAACGGAAUUUUUCUCUCACCAGGUUCUCCAGUGGCUAUGCUUUAAAAGCUAUUGAAGGGGAAUGCAGUUUUAGGAGGAAAUUAUUGGCGGUAAAAUUUUCUAGCAGCAACUCUGAAGAGAGUACCAGCGAAUUGAAAACCAAAACCGAAUUGAUAGGAGAGAGGGACAAUGAUGGAAGCAAUCCUCCCUUUUUAACAAUUUUAGCUGGCAUUGUUGUCUUCCUUUUGUUUGCUUGGGCUCUAGGUUCUAUAGUAAUAGGGAUAAUUAGGAUUUUCCUUGGCUAACAUACCAGCUUUUCUCUUCAAAUGCAUUCUAGUUGGGAGACUAGGAGUAAUGUUGAAACAUCAGCCCUUUGAUUUAUUCUCACUUCAAAGUAGAAAUGCCAUAUCAAAUUCGUAGCCUGUGAACAUUGAAAUUAUCAUAGUAUCUUGUCCCUCUUCACAUUGUCAUUGUUAGCCUUUGCACUGUAGUUAUAAAUUUGACAUUUGUUUUUUUGAA